AUGACUAAAAGAAUUAUCCAUACGACGAAAGAUGCAACAGAACAACAAAAAGAUCUCAAGAAAUUAAAAGACAUUUUUAUUAAUUCUAAUUAUCCAAUUAAAGAAAUUGACAGACUUAUGACAGAAGCAUGUAAUAUAUCAAAUACAAAUAAUUCUUCAACAACCAACACUAAUGAUUUUAAAUUUAGCAUUAGUUUACCAUAUGUUCCUGGAAUUGAAGUCCUUAAAAGAAGAUUAGAAAAAUUAAAAAUUAAACUGUACUUUUCUUAUCCACAAAAGAUACAAUCAUAUGUAAAUCGAUCAAUGAAAGUACCAUCAAAAUCUGUAGUUUAUCAAUUUCAAUGUGAGUGUAAUCCACCAAAAAUUUAUAAUGGUGAAACGAAAGUUGGUAUAAAAAAGCGAAUGCACCAACAUUUUCAACUGAUUAACAAACUUGAUAAUAAAUCAGAAAUGGUUCAACAGAUUGAAGAAACACUUAAUCAAUGUUUAUUUAAUACUGAACAAGUAUUUAUAGUUGAACAAGAAAAGAGCUGGAAUAAAAGGCGAAUAAAAGAAACAAUUUAUUCAUUAAUAAAUGACUCAAUUAAUAAACAUGAUCGUCUUAGUGAAGCUUGGGAUCCAAUUCUUUUCAAAGUGAAACAACAAAUUCAUAGAAAAAUCCAAUAA
Molecule: messenger RNA, 666 nt
Organism: Rotaria sp. Silwood1
Lineage: Eukaryota; Metazoa; Rotifera; Eurotatoria; Philodinida; Philodinidae
Source: the annotation of a GenBank genome assembly